Messenger RNA from Bipolaris zeicola 26-R-13, 336 nucleotides. RefSeq lists its product as uncharacterized. Lineage: Eukaryota; Fungi; Ascomycota; Dothideomycetes; Pleosporales; Pleosporaceae. The transcript has 2 exons. The record is from RefSeq and is a predicted model, not a curated record. The coding region runs from base 1 to 336 and encodes 111 amino acids.
AUGGUUCGAGUGAAGGAACCACAAGCGUUAAAACCGCUUCCUAGGUUUCUAGGAUACCAACGACACAACUACCCCGGAAAGGGUUGUUCCGACUGGGCCAAGGGUCCCAACGAGUCACGUCCCAGUGCGGGCGCGAACGACCGGGCUCGUUGCUGCCCAAACGAACACCCUUGGGGGUUGUUUUGGGUAGGCUCGACCCGGAAGUCGUGCCCGGGCUGUGGCCAACGGAUGCCCACCCCAAUAGGCAGCAAGGGUGAGAAGAUUGCGGCAUGGGACAUCCCAUGCCGUCUUGGAGAUGAUGGCAAGGCGAUCAAGGGUACUGGAUUUGCAAUCUAG